Myotis lucifugus (little brown bat) is the source of this 576-nucleotide messenger RNA. It is a transcript of the gene NDUFA12, whose product is annotated as NADH:ubiquinone oxidoreductase subunit A12. NCBI's taxonomy places the organism in Eukaryota, Metazoa, Chordata, Mammalia, Chiroptera, Vespertilionidae. The coding region runs from base 45 to 482 and encodes 145 amino acids. Gene Ontology annotation, cellular component: membrane. Gene Ontology annotation, biological process: response to oxidative stress; mitochondrial respiratory chain complex I assembly. The transcript has 4 exons. The record is from RefSeq and is a predicted model, not a curated record.
GCAUUUUAAGCAGCGCACCCGGAAGGCCAGGCCUGCGGGGCAAGAUGGAGUUCCUGCAGGUCCUGAGGCGAGGACUGCAGCAAGUCAGCGGCCACAAUGGCCUCCGAGGCUGGCUGCGAAUGCUCUUCAGGGCAAAUGAUGUGAGGGUUGGUACAUUAGUGGGUGAAGACAAAUAUGGAAACAAGUACUAUGAAGACAACAAGCAGUUUUUUGGCCGUCACCGGUGGGUUAUAUAUACUACUGAAAUGAAUGGCAAAAAUACAUUCUGGGAUGUGGAUGGAAGCAUGGUGCCCCCUGAAUGGCACCGUUGGCUUCACUGUAUGACUGAUGAUCCUCCAACAACAAAACCACCUACUGCUCGUAAAUUCAUUUGGACAAACCAUAAAUUCAACCUGAGUGGCACUUCAGAGCAAUAUGUACCUUAUUCCACCACUAGAAAGAAGAUUCAGGAGUGGGUCCCACCUUCAACACCUUACAAGUAAAGACAAUGAACAAUUUAAACAUGUAAAAUAUGAGGCUUUUCAUGUAAUUGCACUUUUGCUGCUUACUGUUAAUUAAAAUUAUUUGAUUAAACAA